AUGACAUCAAAAGACCUCCAAUCAAAAAUAGAAGACGCAACUUUCAUUUUCCAUUUUCCAUUCAGUUUACUUAUGUUAUCAAGCUUGGAGUACCGGAAGUAUAGCUGGUUAUCUUUAUUUAUUUGUUAUUUUUAUCGGGUGCGACUGGCAAACUAAACAUUUCAUUCAAGCUUCAGUUUUCAACCGGUCUUGAAUAGUAAUGGGUCGUUAUAAGCGAAUCUUAACGAAAGAACAAGUGGAAGAAUAUGCGCAGCUCACUUAUUUGACUAAAGUCGAGAUUGUUUAUAUUUUCAACAAAUUCAGCACACUCGGAAUAAAUGAAAUUGAACAAGAUGUCAACUACCGCUUUCCAAAGAAUGACGUACAAAAUCUAUUUUUAGAAUUGAAGUACAACCCCUUUUGUGAUCGAUUAUUUCACGUAUUCUCUUCGCAAAAGGAUGAUUGCUUUUCAUUCGAAGACUUUUUGGAUCUUUGUAGUGUAAUGUCAGAACAUUGCCCGUUAUCGGUAAAGGCUGCCUGGGGAUUCAAAGUUUUCGACUUUGAUGAGGAUGAGCAAAUUACGAAACCAGAUAUAUAUCAAAUUGUUGACAAACUUACUCAGCCUGCGCAAUUGCUGGAUAUUGAAAAGGAGCAUAUAAGCGAUGUGGUCUUGAAAGAAAUGAAUAUUCGUCACACAGGUGCAAUGAAUCAAAUGGAAUUUUUACAUGCUAUGACGAAGAUGCCCGAAUUCAGUCAAAUUUUCGCCUUUAAGGUUUAAUUUUUUUCUAUGUUCAAACUCAGCCCAAAAAGUGAACGGUUAAGGCUAACAAUUUUCUUACUCUCAUUGCCAAAGGCGCCAUUUGUUUUAAUAUUAGUCGUUAUUUAAUAUUUUUUAUGAAGUAAAUAUUUAACUUUCGAAGAUUUA
This is a messenger RNA of Hermetia illucens (black soldier fly), 904 nucleotides long. RefSeq names its product calcium and integrin-binding protein 1-like. The transcript has 5 exons. Lineage: Eukaryota; Metazoa; Arthropoda; Insecta; Diptera; Stratiomyidae. The record is from RefSeq and is a predicted model, not a curated record. The coding region runs from base 200 to 757 and encodes 185 amino acids.